GGUGGGGAAAGGAGGUCACCGCGCCUGCGUGUUAGGAAGCGUGACCCGGGUGGGAAAGCCCUCCGCGUCCGCCAUUUUGGCUGCCUCUGUCGGUCUGUUCAGUUACCACGUGAACCACCGACGGAGACCCGUAGUGGGGGAGGCGGCGGCAGCGUUAAGUGAGAAAGGAAAAAAGACAACGAGGAAAAAGGAGGUGUCCGGGUAGGGCAAGGCGGCGACACCCGAGGCCUGGUGGUGGCGGCGGAUCGAGAUAUUCAAGGCUGAAGCAGCUACGGAACGGCAGCGGCGGCGGUCGGACAAACUGACUGACCGAGCCGGGUGGUGGCGGGAGCAGCGGGAGCAGCCGGAACGAUGCCGGCCGUGAGCCUCCCGCCCAAGGAGAAUGCGCUCUUCAAGCGGAUCUUGAGGUGUUACGAACAUAAACAGUAUAGAAAUGGAUUGAAAUUCUGUAAACAAAUACUUUCUAAUCCCAAAUUUGCAGAGCAUGGAGAAACCCUGGCUAUGAAAGGAUUAACAUUGAACUGUUUGGGGAAAAAGGAAGAAGCUUAUGAAUUGGUUCGUAGAGGUUUGAGAAAUGACUUGAAGAGUCAUGUGUGUUGGCACGUUUAUGGCCUUCUUCAGAGGUCAGACAAGAAGUAUGAUGAAGCCAUUAAGUGUUACAGAAAUGCACUAAAAUGGGAUAAAGACAAUCUUCAAAUCUUAAGGGACCUUUCCUUACUACAGAUUCAAAUGCGAGAUCUUGAGGGUUACAGGGAAACGAGAUAUCAGUUACUUCAGCUUCGACCUGCGCAGAGAGCAUCAUGGAUUGGUUAUGCUAUUGCUUACCAUUUAUUAGAAGAUUAUGAAAUGGCAGCAAAGAUUUUAGAAGAAUUUAGGAAAACACAACAGACAUCCCCUGAUAAGGUGGAUUAUGAAUAUAGUGAACUACUCUUAUAUCAGAAUCAAGUUCUUCGGGAAGCGGGUCUCUAUAGAGAAGCUUUGGAACAUCUUUGUACCUAUGAAAAGCAGAUUUGUGAUAAACUUGCUGUAGAAGAAACCAAAGGGGAACUUCUGUUGCAACUAUGUCGUUUGGAAGAUGCUGCAGAUGUUUAUAGAGGAUUGCAAGAGAGAAAUCCUGAAAACUGGGCCUAUUACAAGGGCUUGGAAAAAGCACUCAAGCCAGCUAAUAUGUUAGAACGGCUAAAAAUUUAUGAGGAAGCCUGGACUAAAUAUCCCAGGGGACUGGUGCCAAGAAGGCUGCCGUUAAACUUUUUAUCUGGUGAGAAGUUUAAAGAAUGUUUGGAUAAGUUCCUAAGGAUGAAUUUCAGCAAGGGUUGCCCACCAGUCUUCAAUACUUUAAGAUCAUUAUACAAAGACAAAGAAAAGGUGGCAAUCAUAGAAGAGUUAGUAGUAGGUUAUGAAACCUCUCUAAAAAGCUGCCGGUUAUUUAACCCCAAUGAUGAUGGAAAGGAGGAACCACCAACCACAUUACUUUGGGUCCAGUACUACUUGGCACAACAUUAUGACAAAAUUGGUCAGCCAUCUAUUGCUUUGGAGUACAUAAAUACUGCUAUUGAAAGUACACCUACAUUAAUAGAACUCUUUCUCGUGAAAGCUAAAAUCUAUAAGCAUGCUGGAAAUAUUAAAGAAGCUGCAAGGUGGAUGGAUGAGGCCCAGGCCUUGGACACAGCAGACAGAUUUAUCAACUCCAAAUGUGCAAAAUACAUGCUAAAAGCCAACCUGAUUAAAGAAGCUGAAGAAAUGUGCUCAAAGUUUACAAGGGAAGGAACAUCAGCGGUAGAGAAUUUGAAUGAAAUGCAGUGCAUGUGGUUCCAAACAGAAUGUGCCCAGGCUUAUAAAGCAAUGAAUAAAUUUGGUGAAGCACUUAAGAAAUGUCAUGAGAUUGAGAGACAUUUUAUAGAAAUCACUGAUGACCAGUUUGACUUUCAUACAUACUGUAUGAGGAAGAUUACCCUUAGAUCAUAUGUGGACUUAUUAAAACUAGAAGAUGUACUUCGACAGCAUCCAUUUUACUUCAAGGCAGCAAGAAUUGCUAUAGAGAUCUAUUUGAAGCUUCAUGACAACCCCCUUACGGAUGAGAAUAAGGAACAUGAAGCUGAUACAGCAAACAUGUCUGACAAAGAGCUAAAGAAGCUACGUAAUAAACAAAGAAGAGCUCAAAAGAAAGCCCAGAUAGAAGAAGAGAAAAAAAAUGCAGAAAAAGAAAAGCAGCAGAGAAAUCAGAAAAAGAAGAAGGAUGAUGAUGAUGAGGAGAUUGGAGGUCCAAAAGAAGAACUUAUUCCAGAGAAACUGGCCAAGGUUGAAACUCCAUUGGAAGAAGCUAUUAAAUUUUUAACACCGUUGAAGAACUUGGUGAAGAACAAGAUAGAGACUCAUCUUUUUGCCUUUGAGAUUUACUUUAGGAAAGAAAAGUUUCUUUUGAUGCUACAAUCAGUAAAGAGGGCAUUUGCUAUUGAUUCUAGUCAUCCCUGGCUUCAUGAGUGUAUGAUCCGUCUCUUUAAUACUGCAGUGUGUGAAAGUAAAGAUUUAUCUGAUACAGUUAGAACAGUAUUAAAACAAGAAAUGCAUCGUCUUUUUGGAGCAACGAAUCCAAAGAAUUUUAAUGAAACUUUUCUGAAAAGGAAUUCUGAUUCAUUGCCACACAGAUUAUCAGCUGCCAAAAUGGUAUAUUAUUUAGAUCCUUCUAGUCAGAAGCGAGCUAUAGAGUUGGCAACAACACUUGAUGAAUCUCUCACUAACAGAAACCUCCAGACAUGUAUGGAGGUAUUGGAAACCUUGUAUGAUGGUAGCCUAGGAGACUGUAAAGAAGCUGCUGAAAUUUAUAGAGCAAAUUGUCAUAAGCUUUUCCCUUAUGCUUUGGCUUUCAUGCCUCCUGGAUAUGAAGAGGAUAUGAAGAUCACAGUUAAUGGAGAUAGUUCUGCAGAAGCUGAAGAACUGGCCAAUGAAAUUUGAACAUCACUAAACAAGCAAAUGGAAUGACUUUGGACCAUAUCUAGUAUAUAAUAUUUUUGUCACGCACCUGCUGCAUUGCUCUAACUUAACACAGAAUGAGAGGAGUAAAUGUUCUUGCCUUCAAAUAGUGUUUUACGUUUUUUAUCCUGCUGAAAAAGUAUAUAUAAAAUAUCUAACAUUACAGGAUAGAGGUUCAGUUUCUUAAAAAAUUAAAGCUGCUAAAAUUGAGUGGUUAAAAAAGAUACCUUAUCCUAUUCCUACCCACCCACCCAUGUUUUUAAACUAAUUUAUAUAAAAUCUGGAGGCUGUUACAGCUAACAAAGCAGGUGUGUGGCAGAAAUAUUACUUUAAAUUUGUCUUGUGAGAUUUUACUAUAUCUCAGACAGCAUAAAUGCUGUUUUAGCACUGGAUUCUUUCACUGAGCACAAAGAGUUGUUGGGGCUUUAGCAUCUGACUGAUUUUGUUACGGGGUUGAUUCUGACCAUAGGAAGUAUGCAAUGUGAAUCACUAUUUACAGAGAAACCUACAACAGAUGCUUGAUGUUGUAGAAACUGGGACAUAUAGAUACCAAGCAAAAUUAUAAGAAACCUAUAAGGUGUUCAAUACGCUUGUGUUUCCAAAAUUCACUGUACAUGAUCAGUUUGGUGUUCUUGUACCACAGUUUUUAACUGAAGGAACCAGUUGUAACAGUCUCAAUUUUAACUAAAACUUGAAGAACUAAAACAACAAUGCAAACCUUUCAGCAUUGUUUGGCCAAACUUGUUAAAACUGUAAUGCAAGAACCAAAUGCACUGUGAUGUGGCACCAACUAAUUAGCAAGCAUGAAUUUUUCACCCAAGAGUGAAAAAAGGAAAAUCUACCAUGGCUUGAAGUUAAAGAGCAGAACUCCUGACUACCAUUCUAUGACAGAUCAAAAGACUAAUAGUUAAAAACCUCAGCAGGCCUUGUUCACGAUAUGCAGAAAAAAAAGUGCUGCAGUUUAGAUACCUCUGGAAUUUUUCCACAGUGUCACAGGUUUGUAAUACUUGAAGCCCUACAUUUCUAAGAAUAUAUUUCUUGCUCAGUUGUUUCAGGCAAGCCCAAGACUUUGUAAUUUUUAAAGGGCCCAAGAUUUUUUUUUUUUUUUCAAAUAACAGACCAGCUUCUUUUUCUUGCAGUUACAGAUGUAAUUUCCUUUUUGUUGUCAAACAUAAGGUACCAAAUAUGAUGCAAUAAAUUGUUUUGAAAAACAGUUGUGUGAAUAUUUCAACUAAUCUGUGUUGGGCUUCUGUGAAAUACACAGGUGGAAACAGAGGUGCAAGCCAGAGGCAAUGUAAUAUGCUGUAAGGCUAGUGCAGAUGGGAGCUUUUUAGAAGGGGCUAAGUGCUGGUGUCAGGGAAAUUCCAUAAUGAAGUAGAAUGCUGCUCCUGCAUUAAGAUUUCAUUGAGGGCAAGGCUGGUGGCAGGUACUAUGAAUGUAAUUCAUAAUUUAAAAGGAAAACUAAAAACUAUUUUGAUUGGGAAAAUGAGCCUUAAUUUGUUAAACCUAUACACUGAGAACUAGCCUCAGGCUUAAUAUUCUCAUUGCAUUUGCAAGAUCUGAGCAAAUGAGAUUAAGUAAAACAAAUCAAUUGUAUAUAUAAUUGACCUUUUUGUGGAACAUGUAGUUUAUAGAAAGUAUACUCUAAAGGGAAUUUGCCGAAGACCUUUUACUGAUUGAACAGUUGUGCUACAAUCAACCUUUCAUAGUACAUGACCUGCAUUCCACAUCCCAGUCUAACAGUUUAGUAGUGAUAUAAAGAGAAGAACAAACCGAACUCCAGUGCUUUGUUAUGUUUUAUUAACUGGCCCUGUCUCAGGAACAUCUUAACAGAUGGCAAAAAAACAAAAACUUUUUUUCAACUCCUAUGAGUGGCAACUGAAGUUCUUAUUGUUGGGAGAGAACACUAGUCCUACCUCUGCCACUAAUGAGGUGUUUGGAGGAGGUACCAGCCAUAUAAUAGGGGGUGUAUGUGUGAAUUUUGUUUAAACUCUACUGUAUAUUGAAAUGAAAUUCAUUUAUUUGUCUUGACAAUGUUCAAAUGAUGUAGAUUGUCUUAGAAUGAAUAUUCAUAAGUACUCAGAACUCUUAAGAUGCAGAUGCCACCUGUGAGGAGCUAAAUUCCUAAUGUGUAUUGUAUUCCAACCCAAUUUUACUGGAACUAUUGAAUAAAUCUUUUAUUUUCUUUCAGGUUUA
Pongo pygmaeus (Bornean orangutan) is the source of this 5166-nucleotide messenger RNA. It is a transcript of the gene NAA15, whose product is annotated as N-alpha-acetyltransferase 15, NatA auxiliary subunit. NCBI's taxonomy places the organism in Eukaryota, Metazoa, Chordata, Mammalia, Primates, Hominidae. The record is from RefSeq and is a predicted model, not a curated record. Gene Ontology annotation, molecular function: protein binding. The coding region runs from base 352 to 2952 and encodes 866 amino acids. The transcript has 20 exons. Gene Ontology annotation, biological process: N-terminal peptidyl-methionine acetylation. Gene Ontology annotation, cellular component: NatA complex; cytoplasm.